AUGGAGGAAGGCACUGAUAGCAUGCACCUUGUGCUGCCACCUGAGCCAGCACACACAGAAGCACCUUCUAUCUCUACCAUGCCGCAAGCUUCGCCUCUCGCGAAUUCCACUCAAGCUUCCACUUCCACUUCCACCUGGUUGAACCCUGAUACUUCGGAGACUGCAUCUAAUGGAUCCGCGCACUCCAGAAUUCCCAGGACAAUGGAUGCCACUCUAGGUUCUCCACAGGUCACAUUCGCUCAAUACCUCAAUGCCGCUCUGCCUAAUCAACGCUCAGCCACUGCGAAUGCACCUGAAGCCGGCGGCGCAGAACUCUCUCAGCGCAUUCACGCUUUACGAGCUCUCAUUGUGGAGAUUGAGGGACAACUGGACCGACAUAUCAUGCCACCCAUGGAGAGCAUCAUUCAUAUACGGAACCAGCUUCUUGAAAUUCAAGAUGGACGAUCUGAGAGACAACUUCCUGUACCUGGUGUUGCGGAACUGCUUGCCCGUAUUCUUGAUGCUCAACAACGCACCCGCCUAGUGGGAUAUAUGCAACAGCAUUCGCAGACAAACCUUCAAGUUCAUUCCCUCUUUGAGCCCCAACACGUGCACCAACCAACCUACCGAGGAAGCGUGACUCAGUUCUUCAUGCUAGCUUCGCCAAUGGGAGACCACAAUAGCCUCGUGGGACAAACUCACUCGGCAUCCCGGCCCACAGUGCAGCGGGCAGUUUCGCCUAAUACAGUCCCCGCUGGCGAAUCCGGCGCAGCUCAAGCACCCCCAGCACCCCCAGCAUAUCAAGCAACCCCACCAUAUCAAGCACCUCAAGAGCCCAACCAAAACGCAGCAGUAGUCCAGAACGCCCUCCACCAAGCAAUGCUCAACCAACAGCGCCGUGGUAACAACGUAGAGCACGCUGGUAUGGCACGACACAUCCGCCGCAUCUGGCUGUUUACCCGUCUGUGGCUCUUCUGCUACCUCAUCAGCGAUCCUGGCACCUGGAGGCGUUACAUGCUCGUCAGCAUUGCGUUGCUUGUCACAUUCUUUUCCGAAACCAAUAUCCCCCGGCAAUUCGCGACUCUAGUCAUCAGUCCCAUCCAACGUCAUCUCGAGGGCCUCACACAUGCCGGUGGACCGGCAGACCGAGCCACCCAACCUGGAGCGGAUCACAUUGCGGAGUUCAGUAUUUGGGACCAGGUACGCCGCGCGGAGCGAGCCCUUGUUUUCCUUUUUGCGAGUCUGGUUCCCGGUCUUGGUGAAGGGCAUGUCCGCGCUCGCACUGCGGCAGACCAAGCUUUCGUAGCUGAGCAGGAACGUCAGGCACGGGAACUUCAAGAGCAGGAGCAGGCACGGGAACGGGAGCGUCAGGAGCGGGAACGGGCCCAGGCUGGCGUGGAAGGCGCGGGAAAUCCAGGCAUUGAACAGGAGGUCUCUGCCGCGCAUGCACAGUCUGAAAUCUGA
Penicillium concentricum is the source of this 1443-nucleotide messenger RNA. RefSeq lists its product as uncharacterized. The transcript has 2 exons. The record is from RefSeq and is a predicted model, not a curated record. Lineage: Eukaryota; Fungi; Ascomycota; Eurotiomycetes; Eurotiales; Aspergillaceae. The coding region runs from base 1 to 1443 and encodes 480 amino acids.